AUGCGGGAGGUGAAUUUCAGCAUUCCCAAUGUCAACAAGGCCUCCGUCAAUAUCACGACCACCCUCUAUGACCGGCGUGCUCUCGACUGUACAUCGACUCUACCCCUUAUCAACUCCCUCAACCAUCUCGCCUACCUGACAACCUCCUCUGCCCGCAUUCGUGAUAUCCUCACCGUCGAUGGUGGCAUCGAAAGACUCGUGUGCAUCCUCAAAGAGGGCCGGAGUGGGGAUCUCAUGGAGAUGUGGAAAUGGAGUCUCGCCUUCCAGUGUGUUGUCAAUAUCGGAGUGAGGGGCUCGGAGAGUGUGCGGACAAGGGUCGUGGAGGCAGAUAUGGUGCCCGUGAUCGCGACCAUCUUGGAUAAUUACAUCAAGGUGGUCGACAAGGCACGAGCGCGAGCCGACUCUGAGUCUCAUAAGCAAUCCUCCAGACAUCAUCCCAAAUCCGUGCCAGCACCGAGUGACUCUUCAGGACGUCCAGCUUUCCUGGAGCAGUCAUCGGCCUCAGAAAAUCGCACCUCUCGUCGCCAGGCUCCUCCCCCCAGCAUCGAGAUCCCCCCUCAACCUCUUUUCAUAGAUGUCACCUCUCCACCUCGUGUGCCCAUGACCUCUCCUCCCGAAAGAAGCACAUUUGGACAGGACGUCCACAACCAUAGAACAAAUGAUACCCGCUACGCGCAUCCUAGUCACCGUCACAGAACGAUGCAGCCGUUGGCUACUGCGCUACCUCCUAUGGACACCGCCGAUGGCUUUGGUCUGCGCCCUGUGCGUGACAACGAACGGUUGCCAAGCAUGCUCCCUGCUUUACACACCGGGUUGACUUCCCAGCCUGAUUCUCCCACUACUCCCAACGCCCCUGUACAGCCUCGCAGCAUUGCACAGGCUACACAUGCAAGACAUCGUCCCUCUCUCAGACAGCAGCUGUCGGCCUCUGGCGAAUCUGACGAUGGCAAUGGUGAAAGUUCCACGAUGGAAGACGAAUCUACCCCUGCGGAGACCGCUGAGCCCAUUGUUGGACUACAAAACAGGAUGGACAUCGAUGAUGUUGGCAACAGAGAGGCGAUUAUCGGUGGUGUCUCCGAAUCCCACGAUCUCACAGUAACAGAUCCAUCCGAAGGGCAGGAAGCUGAAACCUUCAACAUUACCCACCGUUCCACCGUGGACGGCAGUAUGAUCAAUACUGACAAUGCGCAAAAUAACGCGGCCCUCGGCUUGUCCCCAGCCCAGGCGGCCGAUACCGCUACCUCUCCUGCUCUUGUUCCCAGCCCUUACUCUCUAUACUUCCGCGACCGAUCCACUGCCGCGGCUCAAGGUGUCCUGACAACGAUGCCUCGCGACGAGGACGUUCUGAUGUCGCUGCAGCUGCUCGCCUAUGUCUCCAAGUACUGCAACCUGCGGUCCUACUUCCAAAACUCCCAUUUUGUGCCCAAGCUCAAGAUCGACCGUGAACUUCAAAUGUUGGAAGAAGGAACGUCACCUAUCGAACCUGCGGAGGAAGAAGAUGAGUAUCUGCUCCCCGACGACGUCAAUAUCUUCCCUCUGGUCGAGAAGUUCACCGUUCGGCAUCACUCCAAGGAUAUGCAAUACUGGGCCUGCGUGGUCAUGAGAAACCUUUGCCGCAAGGAUGAGGCGAGAGGUGGUAUCCGGCAGUGUGCGUACUACAAGUGCGGGAAAUGGGAGGAGACUGCGCGUCAGUUCGCCAAGUGCCGCCGCUGUCGUCGCACCAAGUACUGUAGCAAGGAUUGCCAGAAGGCAGCAUGGGUCUACCAUCGCCAUUGGUGCCACAGCACGCCAUAA
Messenger RNA from Aspergillus clavatus NRRL 1, 1794 nucleotides. RefSeq names its product MYND-type zinc finger protein MUB1 (gene samB). Bases 1 to 1794 code for a protein of 597 amino acids. The transcript has a single exon. NCBI's taxonomy places the organism in Eukaryota, Fungi, Ascomycota, Eurotiomycetes, Eurotiales, Aspergillaceae. Gene Ontology annotation, biological process: establishment or maintenance of cell polarity; ubiquitin-dependent protein catabolic process. Gene Ontology annotation, cellular component: MUB1-RAD6-UBR2 ubiquitin ligase complex. The record is from RefSeq and is a predicted model, not a curated record.